This is a messenger RNA of Aureococcus anophagefferens, 1416 nucleotides long. Its product is annotated as expressed protein. The transcript has a single exon. The record is from RefSeq and is a predicted model, not a curated record. Gene Ontology annotation, molecular function: phosphatidylinositol binding. NCBI's taxonomy places the organism in Eukaryota, Pelagophyceae, Pelagomonadales, Pelagomonadaceae. The coding region runs from base 232 to 1368 and encodes 378 amino acids.
GGCUUUGCUUCGCUGGCAAGCUGGCAUCGAAGAAGGCGCGGCUCCGAGACGGGCUACGAGUCGAGCAUACCUCCCACUCGAUCGACGCGUCGACGACCGCCGCUCACGUCCCCUCGCGACCAAAACAGCGAAGACCCGGCUCUCAAAACGCCUCAAAACGCCUCGAAACAAAUCCAUCGACGUUCCUCGCGUCAAAAAGUCGACCGAUAGCCAAAACCACGGCUUAAAACAAUGGCGAGCUUGGGCAUCAACGACACCCGCAUCCAGCUCAACACCAUGUUCGGCAUCCAGGACGAGCCGGCGCCGAGCCGCCGGCCGCGCGCGAACUCGCUGUCGCGCAAGGCGUGCGCGAUGCACCGCCUGAGCUGGAGCAAGCACCUCGGCGGGGGCUUCCACCUGCGCCCCGUCGCCGCGCGGCGCGACGACUCCGGGAGCUCCGCGGGCUCGAAGCACGGGUCGAACAACUCGCGGACCGGGUCGCCCGCGAAGCUCGACGCCGCGGCGAAGCACGACUCCGGCGGCGCCCUCGAGGGCCUCGCGCGUGCCAUGCGCUCGGGGAACAUGCACGCGGGCGCCCCGGCGCGCGUCUUCAGCCGGAGCCGCCUCGCGCGGAACCCGAGCUCCGAGAGCGCGAGCACGUACGCGAGCGACUGGGGCUUCUACGAGGAGGAGGGCGCCCACGGCGACCAGCCGUCCCAGGAGCGGCUCGGCGGGAACCGCAGCGAGGUCGAGGUGCCCGACUACGUGCUCGAGGCGACCUUGGACGACCAGGUGCUCUGGCACGCGACGGCGGGCCAGCGGCCGCCGCAGCCGCUCGCGGAGCGGCGCGCGGCCGAGGCGGCCAUGCGCGCCAACUUCGAGAAGUCCUGCGUGGCCUACGACGACGGCGCCUGCCCGCCCUGCGGCCCGCCGCCGGGCCGCGCGGCCGUGCCCAUCCUCCGGGAGCCGUCGCCGUUCGGCACGUCCGUCACGAAGUCGUUCCAGUGCGACUGCUGCGGCGAGCGCACGUCGCUCAUGAUCCGCAUCCCCAAGUUCCAGAUCGUCCGCGAGCGCAGCGGCGUCGACCUCCGCGCCGAGUACCUCGUCGUCGCGCGCCUCGGCGGCGUGACCUUCGGCAUCUGGCGCCGCCACUCCCACUUCCUCGACCUCCAGCAGGCCAUCGCCAAGGAGCCCGACGCCGACGUCACCUACCGCAACACGCUCUGGUCCUGGCGCUGCCUCAAGCGCCGCCAGCGCCUCUUCCGCUGCCUCGACAAGGACUACCUCGCCGUCAAGUGCUUCCUCCUCGAGCGCUUCCUCCACGACGCGGUCUUCGAGUCGUCCUCCUCCGCGAUCUUCUCCACCUUCCUCGGCCUCCGCGUCUCCUAGGCGGAGGCCGCGAAAAGGCCCCCGCGCGUGGUAACCGCGUCCGGGCGC